AUGUCGACCAUCACUCCCCAGGCGAUGCAGAGCUCGCAGCCUCCGAUAUACCCUCUGCCUUUUAACGCCCGGCAGCCAGAGACAAUCCGUCUGUAUCCUCUUUCUAAUUAUACCUUCGGUGUCAAGGAGACUCAACCAGAGGAGGAUCCGAGCGUGCUGGCGCGGCUGAAGCGCCUGGAGGAGCACUAUCAACAGUAUGGCAUGCGCCGCACCUGCGAGGGCGUUCUGGUAUGCCAUGAACACAACCACCCGCACAUCCUGAUGCUGCAGAUUGCGAAUGCCUUCUUCAAGCUCCCAGGCGACUAUCUGCGCCCGGACGACGACGAGAUUGAGGGUUUCAAGGCUCGCCUCGAUGAGCGUCUCGCUCCCGUUGGCAGCCUCGGUGAGGGCAACAAGGCUGGGGACUGGCAGAUUGGCGACUGCCUUGCCCAGUGGUGGCGCCCCAACUUUGAGACUUUCAUGUAUCCGUUCGUGCCGGCGCACAUCACGCGACCUAAAGAGUGCAAGAAGCUGUAUUUUAUCCAGCUUCCCGAGACCAAGGUUCUGAGCGUUCCCAAGAACAUGAAGCUGCUUGCUGUUCCCCUGUUCGAGCUAUACGAUAAUACCCAGAGAUACGGUCCCCAGCUGUCGGCCAUUCCUCAUUUGCUCAGCCGGUACAAUUUUGAAUUCGUCGACGAGAACGGCGAGGUAGUUGCCGUGACUCCCGGUGCGCCAGCAAGCCCGCAAGGCUACGUGCCCAAGACCAAAGUCUUGGCUGGAGGCGACGACGUUGACAUGAAGCAGGAAAAUGGGACGCACUAA
Messenger RNA from Thermochaetoides thermophila DSM 1495, 801 nucleotides. RefSeq lists its product as uncharacterized. The transcript is spliced from 2 exons. Bases 1 to 801 code for a protein of 266 amino acids. Gene Ontology annotation, molecular function: mRNA binding. The record is from RefSeq and is a predicted model, not a curated record. Gene Ontology annotation, cellular component: mRNA cleavage factor complex. NCBI's taxonomy places the organism in Eukaryota, Fungi, Ascomycota, Sordariomycetes, Sordariales, Chaetomiaceae.